AGUUAAUGAGAUGGCUUGAAUCAGAGAAGAGACUCAAAUGGGUAAUCCCCUUCGUAACAGCAUCAAUUAAAGCUUCUCGGAUUGCCAGAGCUUCUACAACUAGGGCCGAGGUGACAAAGCGUUUAGAAGCUUGGUCUUUCUCGGAUCUGCCUCCCGGAAAUGGAAACGUCCAUCCUAACCCUGCAUCACGGGAGUUUCCCAUCACGCCGCAUCCGUAUAGCACUUCACCGCCCUAUCAUCCUCCAGUUGAGGCUGACGGUGGCAGAUAUUGUCCCAGAUUCCCCAGCAAAUGCAAGAGGAGAGGGAUCAAAUUUCAGUUCCUACUGGAGGUAACAGGACCAGGGAUUUAACAGUACCCAAGCCAGUGCGAUAAUCUGUCACCUGGCCUGCAUCAACGAUCGAAGCAAAAGGAGCUGCUGACCAGACCUCACACGCAUAUCGACAAUGGUAUAAUAAGUGGAUGAUCGUCUCGGGUUGAUCAAAUCUACAGCAUUUUAUGUCCACUUGAAUAUUCCUGGCUGCUAGGCGGUCCCCAACCAGAAUAGCCCCAUGUAAUGUUUUCCACAGAAACAUCUUAAUUUUUGGCAUCGUCUUUAGAUUCCACACUUGCUCAUAGCAAUUAGUUGCGGUCGGCUGCACCAGCAGAUUAUAUGUAAACCAUGAUGGCCAUGUUGCAAGCUAUGAAUUAAACCUUGAUUGAAAAUCUUAAUACCCUAAAAAUCACUGUUCCAGCCUAUACUAAGUUAAUGGACA
This is a messenger RNA of Thlaspi arvense, 753 nucleotides long. Lineage: Eukaryota; Viridiplantae; Streptophyta; Magnoliopsida; Brassicales; Brassicaceae. The record is from the annotation of a GenBank genome assembly.